AUGCUCUUAAGGAGAAGUCCAUGUUUACUCCUAAUCUUAAUAGCACAGAUCUCCUGGUUUAAAAAUAGCCUGGUCCUUUCCCAGCUUAUGCCAGAGAGCUAUACUAUUAAUCCCAUGAAUUCAAAUGCUACAUUAGCUCAAGGUGCAUGGGGAAUGGACAUCAAAAUUGAUGAUUUAGCAAACCAACCCAGAUAUGACCUCUCUUUAUGGUCUACUAUUGGGUUCCCAGCACUUUUAACACCCUGUUCUUAUAUGUACCCAAUAGUGAUUAGUCUAAAGAACAUCAACCAUAUUUUUGAAAGUAAUCCAAUCUCAUUUUCGUGCAACCAUGCAGGAUUAACCGGACCAAUAUGGAUUUCCACAGCUUUUGGAUCUAUCUCUGUUAACCAAACCUCAAGCUAUUAUGUUGCAUGUAACAUCAUUGUAGACUAUUUAAACGGUUUUGAGCCAACCAUGCUCCAGUCAACUUCAGCCACAAACUUUACCUUCCUCAUUCCAGGAACCUUAAUUGGAGAGGCCCUUGAAAGUAUUGUAGAAGAAGGGUUUUCAACGGCCCCUUCUCCUGAUCCAGUUCUCACAUGGCUCCAGCAACAUUACUAUAGUGAAAACUGGGUAAAUGUCGCAAGUAUCCUUAACCUGGCCAAUUCUUUCUCAGAUAUGGUGGUCCUUCCCUUCAAAUAUAAAGUGGAGCUCCCUUCUGAAGUCCUUUCUGGAAGCUCAAUCCAAGGUUCUAAUCCCCCAGAUCACUCAUACGUUGACCUCUUUAAUAUGACUCUCUCCUAUGGAAGAUACGACCCUGAUUUGUCCUCUAGUCUUUGGCAACCAAAAGAAAGAUAUGCAGGUUUUCAGCCUCCAGUUAUAAACUCUGCUCAGGGAGCCUUUAUUAACAUCCAAAAUAAUGUUACCAUUCAUGAAUAUAAUUCUGCUGUACCUUUUGGAUGGACAAACGUACCACUAGGUGUCUCACCAAUUAGAGUGGUUAUGCCAUCCAAUCUUCCGUCUAAUAGCAGCUCAAGUUGUAUGAGUAAUUAUCUUUUUUACUAUCCAAUGGACCCUUUUUGGAAUACCGUAAGUAAUAGCUCAACCCCAUUCAAUAUUUCUUAUCUAAAGGAUUCAUCCCCAAGAAAGUUUAUUUCAAAAUACUCAAAGAAUGACUCCAUUAUUUCUAGAAAUAACGUACUUUCCAGUAUGUACUUCUCUAAAAGACCAUUCUUGAACACAAAGGAUUAUCCUGGACAGCUCCAAAAUACUCUCUCAACCUAUCUUACAUUUGCAAAUAAUUUUCUUGGAGGCUGCUACUAUAAUGGGACAUUCCCAUAUUCCCCUGAGCCCUCUUAUACCGGUGUGCAUGCAGGUGUGGGGUUAUGUGGAACACACCUCAGAAACUCAAAUACUCAGUUUAAAUCACCAUUUUACCUUCCUCCAAUCAAAUAUCUUUCAGGUCCUUCUCCCAUAAAUUACUUUUUUGUCCUGACAUCACUAGUCCAAUAUGUUAGCUAUACCCAUCAAGGAACCUUUAGGUCAGAUAUAUAUGAUGAGACACGAACAUAUAAGAGAAUAUACCCUGGAAAUGGCCUUCUUCAUUCUCUUUUACUUGCAACAGUCUCAAACCAACCUUUUAUCCUUUACAGUUUGCCUUCCUUUGUAAAUCAAGACACCUCAGUUGAUCUAGGAAGUGAAUUCUAUCAGUUUGGUGAAAGGUAUGUUAACAGAAACUAUGGUAAUUAUGCAUUACCUGGCUCCGGAAUGACUUGUAGAGCUGCCAGAUUUGUUCCAAUGAAAAGAGAUAUGUACUCACUUAAAACAGCUUGGCAAUGCAAAACUAAGAAAAAUGCCUCUGCUAAUACUUGGUCAAAUAUGAUUGAAGUUCCUAGGGAGGAGAUUACAUCAUGUAAGCUCAACAAUGAAUUUGUAACAUGCUUAAAUACUGCAGACAGCCAAAAUCAAUUCAUAGGAAUGGUAAACACCUCCCCAAAGGAGCAUGUAACAGUUUUGAAAGGAUCAUCUUUCAAAACAAAUGAUUAUCUUGCUGUAACUGUGACCAUAUUUACAGAUACAAUUGCUUAUACAAGCCCUAGUAAAGGUAUUUCAGUUAAGCUUUUUUCUCCACCAAUUUCAGGCUUUGUUUCCCCAGAAUACUGCUCCAAGAUCCCAAUGAUCCCAAUGAUUCCCACAACUGUUCAGCAAGUUUUUAUUAUUUACCCCACAGUAAAAGCUUGGGAUCAUCUUCACAACACAAAGUAUUCAUUCUUGAUACCUUUUAACAAAGGCCUCCAGAUCAGACACAAAGUAGUCCUGGGGAAUACCUCAGGGGUAAGUAUUAACAAGGAAUUCUAUGUUUCAGCAUAUCUCUACUGCGAGUCUCUGAGAAGAAUUUCUGGUACUCCCAGUCUUUCCAAGGUUUCAAUUGCUGAUUUCUCAAAUUUGGGUGGAUCUAUGAUCAUAACUACCAAGUUUCCAGCUCUUCAAAACUCAAAGUUUUCGAACUGUAUACACGAGCUAAUUAUAUCGGAAUCAAACUCUCCCAGCACAAUUUCUGUCUCUUACGAAGCUCUAAUCCAAAGUAAUCCAAAUCCAAUCGCAAAUGAGUUCGUAUCUAUAGAAUUUGGAGCUGUGGACUUUCCUCCAACCGUUGGGAAGCUCUCACUUUAUCAACCAGACGAAGAAGGAGCAUCCAUUGGAGAUUCAAUUUUCCUCACACUUAGUAAUCUUGCUUUUUCAAAUAAUGAACAAGAUGAUGGUUUCUCUAGCUUUGGAAUUAUCGCAUCUUCAUCCCAAAUCAUUGGACAGAACUCCACUGUAAUCCUACUCGGAGAUUCCUUAACCCAGCUUCCUCCUUCUAUAAGGCUCCCAGCAACCAGCAAAGAAUGGUUCGUGUAUGUUAGAGCCCAAACUGUGACAUUCUCUGGCUGUUAUAUACCUUGCCAGUUUCCAUUAAAGGACUCCUUCUAUUCUCAUUGGUGUUCAAAUGAUUUGAGUCUUUUGAAUGCUUUCCCUUGUCCAUUCUCCAAGGUUUCAAUGAAGAAUGAGGAUUCCAAAUUAGAAAUUGAAGAUGCAAUAGCUGUGGUUACUCAUCCCCUGGCUUAUACAUCACCAAUAGAGACAAUCCAAAUGGUAAGUGCCCUUUUCGAGCAAAGUAAGGAUAAUCAGAUGGUUUGGAAAAAUUACUUUGAAUCAAUUUACUCUACAACUUUUGAGCUACAGAAUGUCCCUAGAGCCUAUGAUUUUGCUUCUUUCAAACUUAUAUCUCUGGACAUCCUUAGAAAGAUUUCCAAAGUUGCUUAUGAUAAUCCCACACUUAAUCUGGAUAUCUUAAGACCCUUUGAGAUCUUUAUGAAUAUCACCUUAAAUGCAGAAUGUACCAGUAGUCCUGGUGUUUCAAGUCUUGUUUUAGAGACUUUGGACAUGUUAAUUGCUAGUAAUGGGUGGAAAAGAAUACUCCAAGACAGGAAUCUUGGGACAAUCGUCUCACAUAUGGUUGAGGCAGUAGCAAACAGAUUUUCAUUUUGGACCUUUAAUGAAGACUCUUUGGACUGGAAAGGAACAGAAAGUGGUCUCUCAUUUUCCAUAGUUACUCUAGAUGAAGUAUAUACGAGAAAAUCAAUAAACUUGAACGGUAUGGCAAUUUCAGGUUUCAAAUUUAGUGAGAUCAAAAGACUAUCUCCUGUUGAAUCUAUCUAUUUCCACGCAUAUCCUGAAGAAUAUGACUCAGAAAUGCUUGAGUUUGCUUCAACAAGCUGCCCAAAUGUAUCAGCCACAAUCUCUAGUUAUACUUAUCCAAGAAAAGAGAUUUCUAAUAUGUUAAUAGAAAAUGCUAUCAGAAAGAUUUCAAGGCCUAUUCCUAUAGGAGGAGGAGCUCUUUAUCUGUGUUCAAUAGAUUACUAUGCAUAUGGAAUUCCAACAGUAACAUUUUCUCUUCCCCUUUCUUUUGAGAUACCAGUAAAUAUGACAGAAAUAGGGUGUUCAAUGUUAAGUGAUUCAGUUUGGAGAGAAGAUCUUUGCACUAGUAAUAUUUCUCCAAGCAAACAGGAAAGUAAGCAAUUUGUAGUGGAGUGUUCAUGCCAAGGAUUGGCUCCUUAUGCAUUGAUUGCAACAGUAAAUUCUACGGAGAUAGACAAUGGUAAUUUUGGAGACUCAAAUGGAAAUAAUGGAAGAGCUCCAAUACCUCCAAUGAAUAACAGAUGGGAUGGAAUUUCAGGAAACCUUACUAAUCUUGGUAUUUCUAAGGAUUUGGCUUUAGAACUAAUUAAUUCAUCUUAUUCUGGUUUUAUUUAUUUGGAUGAAAAGAUGAGGACAUCCUAUAUACCUCCAAAAGCUCAAAAGGCGCUUGAGGGAUCUCAAGGUAUUGCUGGACUAUACACUGAAAUGGGAAGAUCUGAAUAUAUUACAAAUGUAAGCUCUACUUGGGGACUUAAUGCUGGUGAAGCCUGGUUCAACUCUUCAGUAGCUAAAGGUGGAGAUGCUAAUGUUGAGAGUUUUCUCUCUUGGGAACCUAUAAAUAAUACAAAGAAAAACAAUUAA
Messenger RNA from Cryptosporidium ubiquitum, 4521 nucleotides. RefSeq lists its product as uncharacterized. Lineage: Eukaryota; Apicomplexa; Conoidasida; Eucoccidiorida; Cryptosporidiidae. The record is from RefSeq and is a predicted model, not a curated record. The transcript has a single exon. Bases 1 to 4521 code for a protein of 1506 amino acids.